AUGCCUGACCCCGUCAGUAUUACCGCCUCCAUCUUGGGUAUCAUCCAGGGUGCAACUUUCCUGUCGAGUACCAUAGAAAACAUUCGAAGCGCCCCAGAGUCCAUCAAGAACAUCCAACGCCAACUCCAACAUCUUAAACCUAUUCUUACGCAGCUUGCGUACGCCGUAGACCAAAAGCAGAUCGACACCGACCAGUUUGGUGCUGAGGUCAAGUCUGCUCUUGAUAACUGCUAUCAGGCAUGUACUGAGUUCAGCAACUCACUUGGACACUGGACAAGACACUCCAGUGAAGACGAAACAUCCGUUCUGGAUUAUACUAAGAUCGGGCUUUUGCGCCAAGGUCGAAUUCGCUUGAUGAAAGAUCAGCUUGAUCAGUGUAUGAAGAUACUCAACGUCACUUUGGUGACCAACAACACCAUCCAAAUGAGUCGUCAAAAAGGCAUGAUCAAAGAGCUUCGUGACCACAAAUUAUCGUCACUCGAAGCCUCCCUCAAACAAAAGAUCGAUAAAGUUCACAAGGACAAAAUGGAAGUCGUCAAAUACGAGAUAGAGGCAUCAGUGGCAAGCGAGACCGACGACAAAGAGUCGUUUGCUUCUGAUGUAGAGCGACACAAAAAUAUGGUUCAAAUAUCGGAGAAGGUCUACAAAAAGGCUCUCGAGGCCGUCGCUAUUGAACGAACACAGCAAAACAUUUCUGAUGUUUGUGCUACAGUAGAGAGCACUUCCCUGGCGGGCAAGUUCAACGUGGAUGGGCCAGACAUGACAGGGCAGGAUAUCACAAAGGUCCAUGCCGACUAG
Fusarium tjaetaba is the source of this 798-nucleotide messenger RNA. RefSeq lists its product as uncharacterized. The record is from RefSeq and is a predicted model, not a curated record. Bases 1 to 798 code for a protein of 265 amino acids. Lineage: Eukaryota; Fungi; Ascomycota; Sordariomycetes; Hypocreales; Nectriaceae. The transcript has 2 exons.